Messenger RNA from Pecten maximus, 1555 nucleotides. RefSeq names its product E3 ubiquitin-protein ligase rnf146-like. The record is from RefSeq and is a predicted model, not a curated record. NCBI's taxonomy places the organism in Eukaryota, Metazoa, Mollusca, Bivalvia, Pectinida, Pectinidae. Bases 113 to 1201 code for a protein of 362 amino acids. Gene Ontology annotation, biological process: ubiquitin-dependent protein catabolic process; Wnt signaling pathway. Gene Ontology annotation, molecular function: ubiquitin protein ligase activity; poly-ADP-D-ribose binding; zinc ion binding. Gene Ontology annotation, cellular component: nucleus; cytoplasm. The transcript is spliced from 2 exons.
CCAAAGGUGAAGGUCGUGGCUGCCAUUGACCUCUUUUUCAGACCAGAUGGAAGAAAGUCGUACCGUAGGACAAUCUUUAAAAUGACAUGAUACAACUGGCCGAGGUUUCGUGAUGGAUAGGAAUGAUUCAGUCCUUGAUGUCAGGAAUCCGAUGAGUAGAAGCGCCGCCCCUGUUGGCGCCCAAGAGGGGCAAAACACCGACGAAAAAAUGUCCACCGGAAAAGACAUCGUCGAAAAAGAAGCAAUCCACUCGAAAUUAUUGGACAAAGACAAAAAAGAAAAUGUCCAUGAUACUAUCAUCGAGUGUUCUGUGUGUCUUCAGCCAAGCAUCCACCCAGUCCAGCUUCCCUGUCAACAUAUAUUCUGUUUCUUGUGUGUGAAGGGAGCAGCCCAUCGGAGCAAACGAUGUGCCUUGUGUAGACAGGAAAUUGUACCAGAUUUUUUUCAAAAACCUAAACUGAUAAGACAACAAGAUUUGGAGAAGACUAUAACAUUUGAUGACAAAUAUCAGUGGUUUUAUGAAGGGAGGAACGGUUGGUGGCAAUAUGAUGAUCGCACUAGUCAGGAACUAGAGUUAAAGCACAAGAAUGGGGAUAAACUAUUUGAGUUAUUGAUAGCAGGAUUUUUAUAUGUAAUUGACCUUGAAAAUAUGGUUCAAUUUCGGCGUAAUGAUCGGACGAGAAAAAGAAACAUAAAACGUGAUGAGAGUACUAUUGAAGGUGUGAAGGGUGUAGCAGGACUGAAGUAUGCUAACCAGAGCUCGAGUGAGAGACCUGGUGCUGAAGGUGUAGAGCAGCCAAGGUCAAGGUCAGGUGGUCUCAAUGUAGUCACCCCGACAGACACUGGGCAUGAUGAUGCGAUAUCAUCUCCUCCUGCCCCCAACAAUACCCCACAGACACCACAAACUCCUGCCGACAGUCCACCAAACAGUACUUCGGGAUCUCACCAGGAUCUCUCUCUUCACUUUCAACAUCUCUCUCUGGACGAACUGGAUUCUUCACAGACUUUAACACAACAGACAGUUAAUGCACCUGACCACUCGCAACAAAGGUCACAAAUAACAUCAUCUAGUGGUCAUUUAGUGAAUGUAAUUGACCAUCAGUCAGUCAAUGGUCAAGUGUUUCCACCCCUCUCUGGGCCACUAGAUUAUGAACUUGGAGACAGCUUGUAUUCCCCAUCAGAUUCUAGUGAUGAGGAUUAAAACUAUUCAUAUAUAUAUUGACUUGUUAGAUGUCAGGAUCAUUCACCACAUGACAUCAAUGAAGUUUAGGCAUCAACUACGAAAUUUCAGUCUUAAUAUAAGUGUUAUGAAUACUGUAACAAAAUAUUCUAAUUGAACACACAAAGUCCUUGAGGUGUUUGAUUAAUCUUUUUCAUAUUGUUUAUGCAAUUAAUCUAUUGAGAAUAGAAAAAUAAACCAAACAUUUGUGACUAGCAUAAACUUUCCAACAAUUAUCAAUAUAGACUUAAGAACACUUAAAGGUUUCUGGCUCUGUGUGACCUACUGUUGACUUAAGGGUACUGUAAGUCAUUGUGGGAGUGUCAGAAAGGGUAC